Molecule: messenger RNA, 5994 nt
Organism: Mus musculus (house mouse)
Lineage: Eukaryota; Metazoa; Chordata; Mammalia; Rodentia; Muridae
Gene: Trim13
Product: tripartite motif-containing 13
Exons: 3
Coding region: 243-1466 (407 amino acids)
Biological process (GO): antiviral innate immune response; protein autoubiquitination; positive regulation of macroautophagy
Cellular component (GO): endoplasmic reticulum membrane; perinuclear endoplasmic reticulum
Molecular function (GO): ubiquitin-protein transferase activity; transcription coactivator activity; zinc ion binding
Source: RefSeq, a predicted model, not a curated record
GUGAGCAGUGUGCUCCGAGUAGGGACCGGGGGCCGGGAGUCGCUGGCCCCGCUGCCGCGGCCGGGGGACACCUGCGUGGGCGGUGACGGGCGGCACGGCCUGGCGGCAGCGGUGCUACUGUCGCGGUCGGGAAGUGUUCUCCAGUUUUACCGUCAAAACGUGAGGGAAAACGAACUGGCUCUCUCCACAGAAAAUAUAGUAAGCUUGCCAAAAGCAUAUACUUGCCUGGAACAAAGGAUGUAAUGGAGCUGCUUGAAGAAGACCUCACAUGCCCAAUUUGCUGCAGUUUGUUUGAUGACCCCCGAGUGUUGCCCUGCUCACACAACUUCUGCAAAAAAUGCUUAGAAGGGCUCUUAGAGGGGAAUGUGCGGAAUUCCCUGUGGAGACCAUCUCCCUUCAAGUGUCCUACCUGCCGUAAGGAAACCUCAGCUACUGGAGUCAACAGUCUGCAGGUCAAUUACUCCCUAAAGGGUAUCGUGGAGAAAUACAACAAAAUCAAGAUUUCUCCCAAGAUGCCAGUGUGCAAAGGACAUUUGGGGCAGCCUCUCAACAUCUUCUGCGUAACUGAUAUGCAGCUGAUUUGUGGGAUCUGUGCUACUCGAGGCGAGCACACCAAGCAUGUCUUCUCUUCUAUUGAAGAUGCCUACGCUCGAGAAAAGAAUGCCUUUGAGUCCCUCUUUCAGAGUUUCGAGACUUGGCGCCGGGGAGAUGCUCUUUCCCGCUUGGAUACUUUGGAAACAAACAAGAGGAAAGCCCUCCAGUUACUCACGAAGGAUUCAGAUAAAGUAAAGGAGUUUUUUGAGAAGUUACAGCACACCUUGGAUCAAAAGAAGAAUGAAAUCCUGUCUGACUUUGAAACUAUGAAGCUUGCAGUUAUGCAAACCUAUGACCCGGAGAUCAACAAAAUCAACACUAUUUUACAGGAGCAGCGGAUGGCCUUCAACAUUGCUGAGGCUUUCAAAGAUGUCUCAGAACCUAUUAUAUUUUUGCAACAGAUGCAAGAGUUCAGGGAGAAAAUCAAAGUAAUCAAGGAAACUCCUUUGCCACACUCUAAUUUGCCCACAAGCCCUUUAAUGAAGAACUUUGAUACCAGUCAGUGGGGAGACAUUAAACUAGUUGAUGUGGAUAAACUGUCUUUGCCGCAAGACACAGGUGUGUUCACUAGCAAGAUUCCCUGGUACCCCUAUCUGCUGCUCAUGAUGGUAGUUCUGCUGGGUCUCCUCAUAUUCUUUGGCCCCACUGUAUUCCUGGAAUGGUCUCCACUUGAUGAAUUGGCAACUUGGAAAGACUAUCUUUCAAGCUUCAAUUCUUACCUGACUAAGUCUGCUGAUUUUAUAGAACAAUCUGUUUUUUACUGGGAACAGAUGACAGAUGGGUUUUUCAUUUUUGGUGAAAGAGUAAAAAAUGUUAGUUUGGUGGCACUGAACAAUGUGGCAGAGUUUAUAUGCAAAUACAAACUAUUAUAAAGUCUUUCAAUUACACAGUUCUGCUUCUUGAUGGGAUUGUUGGAGAACACAGGAAUAAUUCAGAUCUGAUCAAGAUUUCAGUCUGUUUCUUUUUAAAGUAUUUCUUCAAUGUCAUUUGAAGUUUAGUAGUCCUAAACCUUCCCUUCCUUCUUAAAGACAGUUUUAAAAUAAAUACUGUUUCUCUAAAUUGCCUGAGUUUGUGCUGUGAUAGCGGAAGCGGGUCUAUCUGUAUCUCAUUGGUGAUCCCCAAGUCUGGAACUUUGAAACCAACUACGACACAUGAGCUGACACCACCUCUGUAACACAGAGUAUGUAAGUUCACACUACAUCUGUGAGUUAGAGCACACAUGAGCUGACACCACCUCUGUAACACAGAGUAUGUAAGUUCACACUACAUCUGUGAGUUAGAGCACACAUGAGCUGACACCACCUCUGUAACACAGAGUAUGUAAGUUCACACUCCAUCUGUGAGUUAGAGCACACAUGAGCUAACACCAAGUCGUGGAUGCAGGUAAUGGAGUGCUGAGUCAGCAAGUGUACUGUGAAGGCAAAGAUGCUCUUCUAACUGAAAAUUCUAAAACAAGGAAAGACCAUAAAACAUUGGAUUCCCAAGUUGGUUUUAGAGGAGUUUAUUAAUUUCUCGUGAUAGUAUCUUGCAUCUCUCCCUCUUCUAUUUUUGACAAGCCUCAUCUAGUAGAGCCUCACAAGUAUUGGAAUCACAGUGACCUUUGUCCUUGUGAAUUUUUCACUAAAGUACACUUAAUGUGCAUAAGUGGCACAUGUGGGAAGGGCAGGAGUUGGGAAAGCCAUCUUUUAACUGGUACCUAAUGUUGGGAUUGUGUUGCAAAGUGUCACAUUAACUGUAUAAGCAACCCAGUUCACUUUUCCUGCAGAAACUCAGGUGUAGUAAGACUCCCCUGACAAUCUGUUAAUAGAAGAGACAGUUGUUAGCCACCAGGUGAGGCUGAUGCUAUCCCCUCUGCUCAUUAAGAGAAUGAUGCGCACAGGACAGAAGUACUGACUCCUCUCUCCUUGCUUAGAAGUUAAAACAAAAUAACCCACCCUUAACUGCUUUUAGUCAGCCUUAUUUUUGUCAUGAAUAGAAUAGGCUCUUGAAGGCCCACAGAGUGAAAUGGAUUUUAGAUAGCCAAAUCUUGACCUCAACCUUCAAUUUUUGGUUGAGAAGAGGUAACAUGAACAGGGAUUAGAAGCUGGCCCAGAAAAGUGUCUUCUGUACCCAACCAGCCAUGAGAUGGUGCUGUGCAUUCUUAACAUGAGUCAUGAUCUAGCUAUUAAAUUACUAAGGGGGUUCUAAAACCAGAUAGUGUUUUCUAUAAAUUUUAUCUUGGCCACAAGGGCGUGGUAAAUGUCUGCAGAGAGAGUGGUUUUCUGCUCCUGAUGACACUGAAAUGCAGGUUUACUUUCGGGUUUCAAUGGAGAAUGAUUUCUUCAGUGCUGGAGGCAGCAGGAGACAGGAGAGGGAUCUAUUUGGAAACAUGAGAUAUACUGACAUUGUGUUUCACUUGCUGCUCUUUCCACUUUACAUACUGCAAGUUCCCAAGCAACUCACUUGCAAACACAGCUAUGGAUACACUAUUUGUCUUGACGAUAGUUACCUUGGAAUUUAUGUCUAGUUUUCUAUCUCCACUCCCCUGUUUCCUAAUCCUAUAUAACAUGGAUGGUAGCAGGUUGAGUUAGAGAGUUUUUAGGAGUCUGUUAUUGGUCUGUAGCCACUAGUGUGAAGCUAGGCAGGAUGAGUGGUCAGGACCUCGUCACUUUGAAUGUGGGAGGGAGGAUAUUCACAACAAGGCCCUCUACCCUCAAGCAGUUCCCUGCCUCUCGCUUGGCAGGCAUGUUAGAUGGCAGAGACCAAGAGUUCAAGACAGUUGAUGGCCAGAUUUUUGUGGACAGAGAUGGUGCUUUAUUUAGUUUCAUUUUAGAUUUUUUGAGAAAUCAUGAGCUUCUGUUACCCUCGGACUUUGCAGACCAUCAUAGGCUUCAGAGAGAGGCUCUUUUCUAUGAACUUGAUUCUCUUGUUGAUCUCUUAAGCCAAUUCCUGCUCCAAUCAAGAUCUGCUGUCAUGGAGGUCCAUUUCCUAAACCAAAAUACUCAAGCCUUCUUCAGAGUGUUUGGCUCUUGCAGCAAAACAAUCGAGAUGCUAAGUGGGAGGAUUACAAUGUUUGUAGAGCGACCCACAGCACUGACCGGGAACAGGAACUCCCCUCUGGCUUUACCUCCACAAAGACCUUCUCACCACGAUCUGCUUUUCCACUGUGGCUCCGAUGGCGCUGCUGAGAACCAAGCUGGAGUCAGGUAUUUUGAAUGCUGAAGCAUCUCUUCUAUUCAAGUUAGUUUUCUGAUAUUUUCUCUCAAAAUUGAAAAUUCUUUAUGCCUAACUAAAACUCCUCUUGGCAAAAGAAAAAAAAAGUUUAGACUAAUGUUCAAUAGAACAAGUAGUCAUUUUCUAAACGUGGACACUUACAGACUAAGGUACUGUUGAACAGGUAAUAAACCAACACUGCCCAGGGAAACUAGAAACUGCUCUGUGUGGUUACAACAGCAACUGGUUCUGUGGAUUAUAUUCCAUUGCUAAGGAAUGAUUUAGAAUGAUCCAGUUUGCUGCUUUUCUUCAGUGGAGAAGAAUAUUUUUAAAGCUGGUUUCAGGCAAAUCUCAUGGCAAAUUUAGUGUCCUGCUAUAGCUUUGGCUCUAUCACUGUUAAAAAUACUGGAAUAGGCUGUCAGUAUCUCAAGAAUGGCUGCCUUGUUCUGAUUUACUUGAGAUAAGAUCUUACUCUGUAACUCUGGCUGGCCUGGAAGUCUCAGGGCCUCUGUCCCCCAGUGCUGGCAUUGCAGGUGAGUACCACUGCCACACCUGCCUCUGCUGGAAUCAAAGGCUGAUUUCUGCCCUGUAGUCAGAGACACACUACCUCACCCCCUGUUAAAAAUGUCUUAGUGCUGUGUGUCAUUAUUAUCAACUGUGAAAACUAGUUUUAACUUUUAGGAGGAAAAUAGUUUUCAUGCAUUCAUUAUUUAGAGUAUUUAAAAGCAAGUCACGUUUGGAAGAGAGACAUAUUUUAGCCUGUACAGUAGCCAUCAGGUAGAAGCCUUCAAUGCUUCUUGCACAGCAUACUCCUUUGUCUCAGCUACCAACUAGAGGACAGUUGGCAGUGCAACUAAGUGUCUACACUUCCUUAUUUCUUGGUCUUCCAAAUAAAUUAUUUCCUUAUUUCUUGGUCUCCCAAAUAACUCUGUAGACCAGGCUGGUCUGGAACUCAGAAAUCCGCCUCCCUCUGCCUGGGAUUAAAGGCGUGCGCCACCACGCCCGGUUUGACUCCUAACUUUUUGUUACAUGUUUGGAACAGCGCGGACUUAUUUUUUUUCAAUUCAAUCUUAAAAAGACAUUAAAUUUUCAUAACAGAUAAUUAUAAGACCAGAAAAAAAUAUAUAUAUAUAUUUUAGAUGGGUCUCAUAGCCCUGGUUAGCCUUGACUGUCUCAUCCUCCUGCAUCUGCCUUCUGAGUACUAAGAUUAUAGACCUCACCCAGCUUGUGGUGGGAUUUUUGGUUGUUUUAAGUUUGGAGUUUCUUCUGGUGUUUAAUUUACAGAGUGCCAGUUUCAGGCUAGAUAUAGAAUCUAUAAAAUGACAUGAACAAGCCAGGCAGUGGUGGUGCACUCCUUUAAUCCCAUCACUUGGGAGGCAGAGACAUGCGGAUUUCUGAGUUCGAGGCCAGCCUGGUCUACAGAGUGAGUUCCAGGACAGCCAGGGCUACACAGAGAAACCCUGUCUCAACACCCCCCUCCCAAAAAUGAUAUGAACAUAAAUGGUGAUUGAGUAUAUGGCUAGUUGGCAAUUACUUAUUUUAGCUAGUUUUUGGUCUUAAUUUGUCUGUUCAGAUGUUUUUAGAUGGUGGAUAUGAUAGAAUAAGUCUGGCUGGCUUCAAUGUGUUUGUAGUUCUCUCUCAGGUUCUUGGUUUGUAUCUUUAGAUGUCCAUCCAUGUGACAAUAUACUUUAGUUCAAGUUAUGGCCUCAGGAUUCUAGAGUCUCUUCUGUAGCCAUUUUCUGAUCUCUCCUUUUUUAAACUAGAUGAAAAAGCAUAGUUGCCCUUAAAUUAAAAAAAAAAAAAAAAAGGUGUGGGGGAGAGGCGGGGGGGUGGGGGGGGGGAGGUGUGGUGAUGGUGCUUAGUGGGAGAGUCCCUGCCUGGGGUGCACUGCGAGGCCCUGGGCUCUAUCUGCAGCACUAGAAAUGCAAGCUCACAUUCUCCUUUUCUUUAGUUCAUCCACUUUUUAUAUGUAUGAAAUCCUUUUCAAUUUGAUCUCAGAGGGAAUCAGAUACAAUAGUUUUAGCUCAAUGAGUUAUUGUAAGAACAUUCUACUUUUUGUAAGUACCUACUACUUGCUAUUUGUAUCCUAGUACUUUUAUGAUAUUCUGUGACUUUCUGACAAAUAAUUUAGAUCUGAACUUGGAAGAUGAAGUGCUUUACUACUGUUAAAAUUUUGUACCAAACACAAUAAACCUUUCUUGAAAUGUG